This is a messenger RNA of Acaulospora morrowiae, 1299 nucleotides long. The record is from the annotation of a GenBank genome assembly. NCBI's taxonomy places the organism in Eukaryota, Fungi, Glomeromycota, Glomeromycetes, Diversisporales, Acaulosporaceae.
AUGCCACGAACACGACUUCGCAAAAAAAAGUCAGAACCACAAUCAACUGUACGACCGAAUCAUAAAUUACCGCCUGAACUCAUCACCGAAAUAUUUGAGCAUCUUCGAGGAGGCAUAUUAUUUCUAGACGAGUCAGUAUGUGAACCCGAAAUACCUAAUGCGAUCGACGACCAUUUCUCUUCAGAAAGGUCGGAUCUUUUUAUGGUUUCGAUGGUAUGCAGAGUAUGGAGGCAAAUAGCAAUAUCGAGGAUCUGGCAGAAAGUGAAGUUUCAACUUGACGUAGAACGUGAUUGGGAGAAAUUGUUUCAAUUGCUCAUGGAUGGAGGUUAUGGUAGAUAUGUGAGGCAAAUUCAUAUUGAGUACGAUUAUGACCCCAAACACAAUGAAACCGCUAUUUCUUUGGCCGAAAAAUUGGAAGGCAUCGUGACUUUCUCAGAAACUGUCCCCAGUAUGCAUACUAUCGUAGUAAGAUUUACUUCUGCUACAUCCGAUCAUAUCGCUGAGGAUCUUCCACCGGUAAUGGACAGUUUCUUCUCGGCAAUAGCUCAAUCGUGCAGAUCUGUCCGGUUCGUUAAAAUUCAUACCUCUGGUUUACGAGGGCCAAAUAAAGAUAAGAACAAAGAUGACAACCUUUACCUCCCGUCGGUCAGUGACGUCAUAUCCAUGGUGACAGACACUGUCCGAGAGAUCGACUUGAUGAUGCACGUUGCGAACCAGGAGACAAUUGGAGCCCUUCGUGAUUGCAAAAGAGUUGAACGUGCUUUGGUUCACUGUUGUAGUUGGGGUGAUUCUCCUGGUGAUUUUUACAUACUGUUAAAGUCUUGGAAAUAUCUGAAGAAAUUACAGAUCGAACCACCUCAUAACGUUGACCCCAACUGGGAGAAGACCUACACCAAAUCUCUUCAAUAUCUUUCCGAAAAUUGCGGCGAACAGUUGGAAGAAUUGUGGAUGCCCUUGAGAGAGAAGGAUCAAAAGUUAUUCUGUGAUCUUAUUAGACACACUCCAAACCUGAAGGUGUUGGCUUUGGAGGGAAGGGAGUUUGAAAACGAUGGACACUUUUUAGAUGUGGUAGCUAGAACUACGCCAAAUCUAAAUUACAUGCAUUUGUCAUUUUUUCCCGCUGUUAGUGGCGCGGAUGUUAGAAAUGUUCAUUGGGAUCAAUUGCUGGAUGUCAAUAUAAUGUGUUGCGAGGUGUUGGAAAAUAAGUCAAAAUUUUUCGAUCGCGUGAAGGAUGAAUACUGUCCUCAUCUUAAUAUUCACAUAUAUGAUCAAGAUGGAAAUGUAGUGCAGGUCAGAUAG